AUUAACCCCAACUUUGACUUAUAAAUGAAUUUGAAAUUGUAAAUAAACAAACUAUUCAAACUUUGAAACCUUACCUUAGAGAUGAAGGAGAAAUUUGAAUUGAAGGAAUCAUUUAUCUGUAUAACUUUAUCUGAAAUGACUUAAAAUCAUGAAUGUAAAACAAAAGACUCUAUUUGAAAGUUGGAAUAAAAGUUCUCAAAGCGCCUCAACUUCUAAUGAUGAUAAGGCUGUUUUGACGUCUCUUAAAACUCACAAUUUGAUAACUACAUGUUUUAGCCCCGACAACCAAAAUGCUUUUCAGACUCCUUCCACAUCCAAAAGAGAUCCGCUGCUGGAUUCUUUUGGAUUUGAUGCAGAUGCUGGCAAAACAUGGAUUUACCCCACCAACUACCCUGUGAGAGAUUAUCAGUUCUCGAUUGUGCAAGAAGCGUUGUUCAAGAACACUCUAGUUAUACUUCCUACUGGUUUGGGGAAAACUUUCAUCGCUGCUGUUGUCAUGUUCAACAUUUACAGGUGGUACCCAAAAGGAAAGGUCAUCUUCAUGGCACCCACGAGGCCCUUGGUGGCGCAACAAAUAGAUGCCUGCUUUAAGAUUACUGGAAUUUCUAAAGAAGAUACUACUCAGAUGACUGGAGCGACUCAGCCAGAGGAGAGAAAGCGGUUGUGGUUGAGAAAGAGGGUUUUCUUUUUGACACCUCAAGUACUCUGCAAUGACAUUGCAAGAAACAUUUGCCCAGCUGCAAAUAUUAAAUGCAUUGUGAUAGAUGAAGCCCACAAAUCACUGGGUAACCAUGCAUACUGUCAGGUGAUUCAAGAGGUUCAGGCUUUUACUUCUCAAUUCCGUGUUUUGGCUUUAACAGCUACUCCGGGGGGAGAUAUACAGGCUGUGAAGUUGGUGUUGUCCAAUCUUCUCAUCUCUCAUGUUGAGUUGAGAACAGAAGACAGUGAAGACGUGAAGCAGUACACACACAUCCGUGACAUAGAAAAGAUUGUGAUUCCUCUUGGUGACCAACUCAAUGAAGUUAAAAGCAGGUUUUUAGAUAUCAUCAAUAUCUAUUUGAAGAGGCUGACUCAAAGGGGUGUGAUUUCAUCUCGUAACCCGACAUCUUUAACAAAAUUUCAAAUUCUGAAAAUGAGAGAGGAUUUCGCUCAACACCCUCCUUCCUCCAUCGAUAAGUUCACUUUCGGUCUUUCGAUGGCCGACUUUUCGCUGCUGAUUAGUUUGUAUCAUGCAUAUGAACUGCUGCUACUUCAUGGUGCGAGACAGUUUUAUAACUUUCUAACAGGAAUAUUAAAUGGAGAAAAAUCUAUUCCUCAUGCCAGAGCUGAGUUGCAAAAAAACGAGGAAUUUGAAAGAUUAAUGUCUGACGUUCAAGAAAACUAUAUUCCAGAUCCAGUUCCAGAUGGAAAUAUAAGUGUUUUCAAAAGAACACUUCCAGGUCACCCCAAGCUUAAGAAGCUACUUGAAGUUGUUUUAAAUCAUUUUAGAACCAUAGAUGAUAAGAACACAAGAGUGAUGAUAUUUUCUCAGUAUCGAGACAGUGUUCACGAAAUUGUAGACAUGUUAAACCUUCAUCAGCCCAUGGUCAAGUGUAUGAGUUUUAUUGGACAAGCUUCUAAAUCAGCCACCAGUGCUGGAAUUUCACAAAAGCAGCAACUGAAAGUUUUGGAGCAAUUUCGCUCUGGUGGUUACAAUACUCUUGUGUCCACCUGCGUGGGAGAGGAAGGUCUAGAUAUAGGAGAGGUAGAUUUGAUUGUUUGCUAUGAUUGUCCCAAGUCACCUAUUCGCCUUGUUCAGAGGAUGGGUCGUACAGGCAGGCUUAGAAAAGGCAGAAUUGUUAUUUUGAUUGGUGAAGGCAAAGAAGAAAAGAUGUUGAGUAGCUGUGAAGGAAAGAAGAAAUCAGUGCAGAAGGCCAUUAUGAAGGGAUUUACUUUUGGACAAAUGUUCUACAAAAGUCCCUCCCUCAUAACCAGUGACAGAAAACCAACCUGUGUAAAGAUGGUCAUCACUCCUCCUGACAUUAAAAAAGAAGAGUCUAGAGGGAAAUCUGCCGUAGGUGCCUACUUAAGUAAAGAGGAAUUAGCAGAGUAUAAUUUAUUUUACAAAAUUACAAAAUCUAACUCCUGUCUUUUACCAAAGUCAAAAUUUCUUUGCCUGAAAACUAAUGAUGAUGAACAGGAAAGAGAACCCAUUUUUUCUCUGUCUAAAUGGUCUUUGUGGCAAACAAGACCCCAGAGAAUACACAACGUAACACAUUCUUCUAAAACAUUGUUAUUUUCUACAACUAUAGAAGAAAUAAAUUUUCCCACCCAUUCAAAAAUGGAAACUGAUCAGGAAAUCGAUGGUUCAUCCCGUUGUGGCAUUGGAAGCCCAGUUUUUGUGGACCUUUGUGAUGACGACAACUUCUUUGAUCCUGUGGUGCCGGUUUCUUCUCCCCCUGAAAACAUUAAUUUUCAGGUAGAAGGGGAGCUCAAUCAGUUAGAGAAUAAUAGACAGUCAAGAAAUCUUCUCUCAAGGCUGUUUGGCAUAACCUCUGCUUCACCACCACCUACUAAAACUGCAAUACUUAAUAUUGAAAAACCCCCUAAUAUUAAAGAUCUGCAACUUUCUGCCGGCAACAUUUCACUUGAUUUUAAACCUUUAGCUGAGAGAGAAAGGAAAAUGAUUUCCACGUUGCACAUUUUGAAUAAGAAAAUGAAAGCUCAGUUGAAGAAGAAAACAAAGGAGUUGGAUUUGAAAUUUUCUAUUUCAGUCAUAAAAGAAAAUUUUAAUGAAUCUUUAUUUUUUAUGACCAGGCCAGAUGUGGAGUCUACUAAAAAUAGUCUUCAAGUUGAUGGAAAUAAGUUUCCUUUUACCAACCAUAAUCCACCGAUUGCUUCAUUUAAUAUUUUCUUCAGCCCUUCACCUCCUCACAAUUUUUCUAUGAAGGACUUCAAUAAUACUUCACCCCUCCUUGCACAGAAGCUUACAUUUUCACCAAAUAAUUUUAGCAGCUCACCACUUCUCGAUGAAGAUUUUACUGUUCCAUUGAUUGAAGCUAAACAUUAUGUUUCUCCUGCUAUGAAGCAGACUUCUGCCCUGCGUAUUUUAGCCCCUUUUGAGAAACAGACCUCCCCAUUGAAACAAACCAAUAAUUUUGAAACUGCUUUUGAAAAACAUAUUUCUCCUUUGAAAGUUUUAUCUUCUCCUGAAAAACUAACUUCACCACUAAAAAAGGUUAGUUUUCAACCUCCUGCUGAGAAACUCACUUCAUCACUAAAAGAGAUCAAUAAUUAUCUACCUCUUGCCGAGAGAAUCACUUCACCACUUAAAGAGACCCAUAGUUUUCAACCUCCUGCUGAGAAACACACUUCACCACUAAAAGAGGGUUAUCCUGCUGAAAGACAUACUUUUUCUGUAAAACAUUCCACUGAUUCUCCUGAGGCAUUGAAAUUUGAUGUUAGUUUUGAUAUGUUUCAAAAUAACAGCUUCUUCAAAGAUGAUUUUGAAAAUCUAAAUGAGGUUGCAAUGAAUAACACACCAGCAAAAACUGAAAUAAAUAAAGAUGUAUCUGUUAUUCUGGAUCAGUUGUCUUCAAAUCAUAAGCUUCCCUCCAACUCCUUUGAAAGCUCACUUACUCAACCUCUGACUGUCAAAAAGGUUGUCCUCGAAAAAGAAUACAAAAAGGAUUGUAAAAUUGAUUCCUUGAGUUCUGUUUCUAGAACAGAUUUUAAGAACCAAAUGAAAAAUACUAAAUCUCUCAACACAAACAAUCAUAAAAAUUCCACAAAAUGCAAUGCUGAUAAAAGCAUUUCACCUGUAGCUGAAACAGUUUCUCAGACUGGUAUUAGAAACAAGAGUACACUACAAUCUGUAGUGGAAAAAAGAAACAAUUCAGAAACCACUGAAUACUCAUUAACUCAAAUGUUGUCGUUUAUUGAUAGUACAGAAAAAUUUGAAUCGUUGAAAAAUAAUAGUAAUAAUAAACCUAUGGGAGAAAAUAUUAUAGAAGUCAAUUUGUUUGAAAGCUCAGAUGAAGAAAUCGAACCCACUCCUCCGAAGGAAAGUGCGUCUCGAUUCCUAUAUCGCAAUAACAGUUUGAAUGAGGACUCUAAUUCCAUGCAAGUGUGUGAUUCCAAGGAGGAAAUGGAUGAUUGUAACAAAGCAUUUUGUGAGAAAUUAUCCUUUGAUUUGUCUGACAUCAAAUUUUCAUCUUUUGAUGAAAGGGGUUCUGCCGACAUAUCGACUGAAAAGACUACUCACGAGACUGUGUUGUCUCCAGAUUGCAUAGACAAGCUAUUUUUCGAUAUUUCUUUUGAUCAAGCAGACGAAGAAACUGGAAUGCAUCAUUCUGUUGAGGAUCUUAAUAAGUUGAAACCUGGGGAUGAUAUUGUGCAAGUUCUUCCAUUGAGUCACAAGCUUGAAGAAGGUAAAAUCUUUCUAAAAAAAGAGGUUGAUUUUGCGCAAUCAACAGAAUUAGUUUCAAAUCAGGAUCCAUUUAAGAAACUCUUUAAAACUGUAAAUGAAAAAUGUUCCAUUGCAGACAGUCAUUUCCCCCCUUCAGAUAAUAACAAAUCCAACAAUAAAAUAAAUAAGCAUGAGUUAAUUGAAUUUUCCCAGCAUUUGUCCUCUUGUGACACAAGAGUUGCAACAAAGGCAUCGCUUAGAUUUUCAUUAUCCAAGACUUCAAAUGUCACAUCAAAACAGACUGAGCACUGCAAGUUAUCUACAGAAAAAUUUUCCAUUUCUAGUAACAAUACAAAAUGUAACUUGACUUUUCUCUCUUCAAAUAAUGGAGAACUUUACUUAAAAACCAACGAGGCUACAAACCUAAUUAAACCUAACAAUUUUUCAGAGUCUCUGUCUUCUUGUGGAGGUGAACUUGUUCCAAAAACUCUGUUUGAGCCAUCGACAUUUUCGAAACAAAAUAAUUUCACGUUUAAAAAGCCACCCAGUUGCAAAUUGACUUCAGAAAAAUAUCUCCUUACAAUUGACAAUAAGAAAAUGGAUCUGAAUCUUCACCCUUCAAAUCAUGAAAAAUUUGAAGACAUAAUUGAUGAGCCUAAAUCUAUUAAACGUUCAGACUCUUUGACCUUUUUUGACAGCAGAACUGCAGCAUCAACUUCUUCGAGAAAAGAUAAUUUCACAUUUAAACAGCCUACAGGCUACAAAUUAUCUAAACGUAAACAAAAUCAGAAUUUCCAAGUACAAUCAAAGCAUUCUGUUAAUACGGCCCCAAAAGUUUCUCGAAGUGCACAGAAGAAAACUAUUCAGGUGACUUUGCCAAAGUCAAGUCAAAAUGAAUUCGAAGAUUUUGAUUUUAAGAAAUUGAAACAAUCCGCUUCUUUUCUAUCUGAGUCUGCAUUAAAAAGGCAGCACUCUGCAAGUGAGGAUUCAUCACCUGAAAAAAUAAAAUCGUCUGCCAUUAAAAAGCGGAAAGUAAAAAAGAAAUACAAUUUAAUUCUCUCCCAAGCUGAUGUUUCUGGAUCAGAUUCUUCAGAUGGGAAUGAUGAAGAGAACUUCGAAGAAGAGUGCAUGGAAGAAAGUUUUAUUGAUGACGCGAGUGUCAGGGAAAAUUCACCCAAUCAGCGAGCCAUGUACUUGCAAUCCAUUAAAAACUGUGCUGGUUUGCCCCAGAGGUUUAAACUGAAGAUGGACGUUGAUGUACCAAUCUCCUCUCAUUUAGAGCAAAGUGAUUACAUGUUUGACAGCUUUUGCGUUGGUGAUGAGGACGUACAGUUUUGCAGUUCCGAAGAAGAAAAAGUGGAAACAAAGAAAGUAGGGAAGAAACGAAAGCGCAUUUUGACAAUGGAUGACAGUUCUUCUAGUGAUGAUGACUUUGUAAGAAAGAUAUCUGGCGAUAAAUCUGUUUUUGAGCAAAUAGAGAAACCAAUCGGAAAAAAAAGUAAUUUUGUACUUAGUUCAGAUGAAGAAAUUGUAAUGGAAAACAGAUUGAUUGAAAAAAGUAAAAAAGUACCCAGUAAUGAGAAAUUUUAUAGUAUAACGCUGGGUGAGGACUCAUCCGAUGAAGAUGAUGAUUUUGUGACGAAGAUAUCUAGUAAUAAUAACUCUUUUCUCAAUCAAAAAUGCAGAAAAAGCGAAGAAAGUAUUUCGUCCUUUUGUUCAGAUAAAUUAAACGUUAUGGAAAAUAGAAUUGACGAUUUAGUGGGAAAAGAUAAAGACACUUUCAAUAAUGCAAAUAAAAUGGUGACACCUAUAAAAAAUAGUAACAAUUCUGAUACAGUAAAGGUUGAUCAACAGGAAACGGAAGUAGAGAACAAUUUCAAUUUUAGUUUUGAUGUUAAUUGGAAUGAUGAUUUUCUUGAUGCGUUCCAAUCAGAACAGAAGCAAAAUGUAGAAAGUUCUUUUAAGGGUGCUAGUCGUGUCGAACCAAGCACCAGUUCUUGUUACAACUCUGUCUCUAGAUUCAAAAUGCAAAACUCUGUAUCUGACGAAACCUGCAAUUUAAGCGCUUACACAUCCGGAAUGCAUGGACAUGCAAAAUCUGUUGACAAAGCAUCGGAUUCUGCGUUGUGUGAGAAAGUAAACUUUCCCGAUCGCCCUAUGAUUCUAGUCGACUCUAAAGAACUGGCGGGCGGAAAGCCAAUUAUUUCAUUGUUGAGGAAUAAAUACGGUGUGAAUCCAGUCGUCAUGCAACUCACCUCUGCAGAUUACGUCAUCAGCAACAGACUAGCUGUAGAACGAAUUUUAGACACUGAGUUUUCUGCCUCCAAUAUGCCUGUCAAAGUGACAGAUAAAGUGAAACUCAUGUGCGAUGCUUUCGAGAAGUCCUUUGUCAUCAUACAGACAGAUUGUAGGAAGCGGGUGUCGAGUUUUAACAAGCUGAGUUCUAAAUACUUGCAAUUCAGUUUGCAUGUGAAUCUCCAUCCAUCCGCUCGAGUUCUGUUCUCGUGUUCUUUCGAGGAAAGUGCGAGUCUCCUGUCAGACAUUAUACUGAAAGAGCAAAGAAAUGGCUUCCUCAUUGACGUACCAGUUGUUCUCAAUCCCUCCACUCAGCUCUUGUUUGAUUUUUAUCAUAGCUGCCCUCACGUUACCCCCAUCUGCGCCCUCCGCUUUGCCUACCACUUUCCUGUAGUGGGCAUGUUUUUGAACAAUUCUGUGGAAAGUUUGAAGAAAGCUGGUUCUAUAUCCACUCGAAAAGCCAUUUCCAUUUUAGAAUACUUCAAAAGUGAAAUUCUGUUCGAUGCUUAUUCUUGAUAAAUGUUUUGUGCUAGACUUUUGCAUUUCAGAAUUUUCUAUUAUUCUUAUGCAAUUGAAUUAUUAAUAACGCAUUUUUUAAAUAUUACUUAAUGGGGAUUUGUGAUUUGCUUAUUUUUGCUGACUACAGAGCAAUGCUUGCCUGAGACUUAAAAAGCAAAAAAUUGCAAAUGGAAAAAUUAAAAAAAAUUGGACUAAAGUGUGCAAGGAAAGAUAAAGUUGGGAAAAAUUUUUUUGAGUAGUUUCAGAGGUCAAGAAAUCUUUUAAUACAGAAAGAAAACCCAAAAAGUUCUUAAAAAAAUUGUGUUCAAAAUUUUAUGAAAUGAAUUAAUGUAAAUUUUGUUUUGCGCUUUUUUUAAAAAAAUUCAAAUAAAAUUUAGUUUUAUUUGAAUUUAAUCCUAAUAUUAGCAGUCAAAGAGAAAGCAAAAGCCGAGGUUUACAACUUUCUUGGGCAAGCACGGUUUGUGAUUUACUGGCAAAGGGGUGAGUUCAAAGUUGCCCUAAACAAAUAUUUGAACAGUCCUAGAAGAUGUCUAUUUUUUUAUUAUCCACAUUGAUCAGAAAAUCAUAGAGACAUUUAAGAAAAUUGUUCAGAGAUAAAAUAUUAUUUUUAUAUUUAAAAUUUUAAUUUUGUAUUUUAAUAGUGUUUGUUUAUUUUUAUUUUUUUGCUUAUGAUGAUUUGAAAUCAUUUAUUUAAAAUUUAUCUGUGCAUCAAAAAAAUUAUUUUUUGUUCAUAUUUGAAGCUUUCUUGAUACUGCGAUAAUUAUUGGGAUAAUUAAAUUUCCUCCGUUUAUUUAAAAAGUUUAUUUUUCAAUUAAAAUUAACAACCAAUUAAUAAUGUAUGCCAAAAUGAUUUAAAGAUGAGCGGAAUGUUAAAAUUUACAUAAAAAACAGAGGAAACCGAGUUGCUCACUCAAUAUAAGCAAUUAUUAUUUUUAUGUAUGACUGUUUAUAUUUUUGUUGUUUAAUGUCUAAUAACUUCCAUUAUUAAAUAAAAAAAAAUUAUUAAUUGCA
Messenger RNA from Parasteatoda tepidariorum (common house spider), 8212 nucleotides. RefSeq names its product FA complementation group M (gene Fancm). The record is from RefSeq and is a predicted model, not a curated record. Gene Ontology annotation, biological process: double-strand break repair via synthesis-dependent strand annealing; interstrand cross-link repair. Gene Ontology annotation, molecular function: ATP binding; four-way junction helicase activity; four-way junction DNA binding. NCBI's taxonomy places the organism in Eukaryota, Metazoa, Arthropoda, Arachnida, Araneae, Theridiidae.